Molecule: messenger RNA, 1840 nt
Organism: Heterotrigona itama
Lineage: Eukaryota; Metazoa; Arthropoda; Insecta; Hymenoptera; Apidae
Source: the annotation of a GenBank genome assembly
CCUCCUUUCCAGAAAUCUAGCGCAGACACCCGCCCGUCUGUGAACUCUGUUGCUAGGGUGAACCGUGACGAAGCAUGCAGCGCCGAUGACAAACAGAGCUUCCUCCUAGUCGAGAAACGAUUCGCAGUGAGCGAGUGAGCUUGAGAGAUCAUCGCAGGCGGAUCCUUCUCUUGAUGAGAAGAGACUUUGGGCUAAUCCUUCAGUUCAGAGAUUGCUGGCUGAGAGCAAGCACGGAGAGAAAGAAAGAGAAGCCAAGCGGUUCGAUUGAUUGCUCGCGAUGGGUCGGAAGCACAAACGUCGCCUGAUACCGGAACAGGAUCGCAGGAUAUGCGGCAGUAUCUGCUUCUGUCAGUUCACCAUUGUCAUCAGCUGCGUGGCGCUGGUUUAUCUGAGCGUGGCAAUCUAUAUGCCGUCCCACAGAGCCUUUCACGCGGGGAUCGACCCUGAUCCGGUCAUGUGCCAAACCAUUAACACGACGUUAACUAAUAAUUGCGGCUGGGCGAGUUGCGGAGAAUGGUGCUUGACGAGAACCACGGGAUUUUGUCCUCAGAUCCACGCAACCGUACGGAGAAACGGGACCGACAUCGUUUUCAAGAACUGCACGAAAUUCAGCAGCAUAUCUUGCCCGCAGGUGAACAUGGCGUCCCUGAAGAGGUACAAUUGCAACAAUGGUAGCGAGUGUAGCGUACUUUCGGGGGUGUUCAACUGCAGCCUUGGCCACUGCGUGAACAUAAGCGAGCUGAUGUUGUGCCACCACAAGGCCGACGGCAUUGUCGUCGACAGCGAGAAGGACAACAUGAAGCUGAAUGGCUUCUUCAGCUGUCAGAGCUCGAGGUGCACGAAAAUCAAAAGCCCGUUUAGCUGCGAUCGUUAUUGCCCGACGAUCGCCACGUCGGACGUGAACGUGUACCUCAUGCAGGACGACAACGUCAUCACCGCGAGAUGCGAACGCGGCCUAGCCCUCAACAAAGCAAAUGGAAAUCUGCCUGGAGUUAGGUUAACCACGCCUGAACAAUUUUGGGACCAUCGGAACGAAAGUAUCGUUGCCAGCUGUUUGCACGUGAACAAAGAACUCGACGGAGUAAGGACGGAGGAUUGCGUAAAUGGCACUUUGUUAAGGGAUAUCCCGGUGCCGGUGCCGAGCAUCAACUUUACGAGUUUCCUGAAUAUAUACGAGAGGAGUUUACAGUAUCCUGCGGAUCCUGCGAACGUCUACGUGCCGGCACAAAGAUCCCUCACGAUAUACAACAGUUCCCGCCUUUAUAUCAACUUCGAAGGUUGCGUCAACACUCUGAAAGGGGAAUGUAAAGAUUUCCUCGCCACUCACGGCCGAGAUGGCGACAAUCAGACGGCGCAGAGCCGAUAUCCCUGUUACUACAAUCAGAACAACUCGUUCUUAGUCGUGGCACGAUUCGAUCUGAACAAGACACGGACGGAAUUGCUGAUCGCCAUUAUCGUGCCGUCGGGCCUGUUCGUCAUCAGCCUGACGACGCUCGUUGUCAUAACGCGGUCGGUGCAGGUUGGCGACGACGCGAAGAUGCGUUGCCGUUACUGCGUCGACAAGCAGGAGGUCGAGGGCGAGGACGAGGGACUGGUCGAGGCUACACCCUCUUCGUCCCAAGGUCAGAUGAACGAGAACGAGAUCAAAAGCAUGGCGCUUUAGCAGUUUAAGCCGAGUGGGACGAGCACCGUGCUCCGUUACGAGAGAGUGCCGUUGAUCGACACUGACGAGGCUGAGGACUCUUUCUGAGUGUGGGACGAGUGUGCUGUUCUAGAUUAGAAAUUUACCAGCAAAGUGAAUAACUGGAUCGACGUCAACUCUCAGCCUCCGCGAGUCAAC